AUUGUCAUUCCAUGUGUUAAUUUUUCAAAUAUUAAUUUGCUUGUGUUGCGUUUUGCUUCGAUUUUCACCUUCAACUGGUCAACUCCACUUGCAACCCAGUGAUAUGUUAACCAUUUACUUUUACCUGCUAAUCCAGUGUUCAAUUGUCGAGUCAAUUGUACCAAGUAGAUGUAUUGAUGUUGAUAGACUCGAGAAUAAAAUUAAUCCAAAUUAUUUAAACAUAACGGUUGGAUUUCUCAGUUCAUUCAAAGGAUAUGGUUUGGGUAAAGAAAUUUCAGGAGCCAUUCCAUUGGCAAUCGACCAAAUCAACAGAGAUCCUCAACUUUUACCAAAUCACACUUUGGAUUUUAUUGCAAUGGACGCUGGUCAACCCAAUACAGCAACCUCCAUUCGUAUGAUGACCGAGAUGAGAGAGCAAGGUGUUGUAGCAUUUAUUGGACCAGAAAAUAGUUGCGUCUCUGAAGCACUUGUUGCUACUGCCUGGAAUUAUCCAAUGAUUACUUACAAAUGUGCUGAUCGAACUGUUUCUGAUAAAUCAGUUUAUGCAACAUUUGCUCGUACUUUACCACCAGGAUCUAAAGUGUCCAAAUCCAUAAUAUCUUUACUCAAACACUUCAACUGGAACAAGAUCGUGUUAAUAGUUAAUAACAAUCCAACUGAUCGACAGGUUGAAGAGGCAUUAAUUGCUUUAGCGGCUCAACAUGGGAUUCAGAUAAACAAUACGUAUUAUUUGCCAUCAUAUUAUCUGACCAAACACAAGACCAAAUUGGAAGAGAUUAUUGAGGAUAGUUAUGCUAAAACACGCAUUUACGUUCUUAUAUCAGACAUCGAGGCAGUUGCUGAUUAUGCGUAUCUAAUGCAACAGCGUAACUUAUUAACAACCGGUGAUUAUGCGAUCAUCUCAAUUGAAGAUGAAGUUGUUUAUGCACCAGAAAAGCAGGAAAAUUAUUUCCAGAUGUUUGAAACUUGGCUCAAUCAAGCUAAUAUAAGAGAGGUUUCCAAUUUCGAUCCAAACCUGUCAUUCCCAUUUCGAGCUGUUUUCAUUGUCACACCAAGUGCGCCCAUCAAUCCAGACUAUGAUAAAUUCAAGCGACAAGUAAACUGCCGUAAUGGGAUGGAUCCAUUUAAUGUACCACUUCACGAUUUACUUGAACCUGAUGUUCCCAUUUAUGCUGGAUUAGCUUAUGAUGCUGUUAUGAUUUAUGCAAUGGCUGUGACUCAACUCAUCAAUGAUGGAUCUGAUUAUACCAAUGGCACUCUUGUGGUUGAAUAUAUAAAAAAUGCCCGAUACCGAAGUAUACUCGGAUUUGAUGUUACUAUUGAUGAAAAUGGUGACGCUGAAGGUAAUUACACCUUAUUGGCAUUACUUGACAAUCCAAAAGCUAUAUGGUAUAAUAAGACAACUUGGAACAAAACAAUGCAGCCAGUUGGACGAUUCACCUAUCAAAAAGGACUCGGGCUACCUUCUUUAAGCUUGGAACAUCAAAUAGACUGGAUCGGCGGUGAACCUCCAGCAAGUGAACCUUAUUGUGGUUUUGAUGGUGAAAAAUGUAUCCACAAGCCUGAUUGGAUCGUGAUUGUUAGCUCAUUUGCUGGUUCACUAGUAUUAAUUGUCGUCUUUUCGCUUGCGUUCAGACAUUAUCGCUAUGAAUAUAAACUUGCCUGCUUGUUAUGGAAAGUUGAUAUGAAGGAAUUAAUUUUGUUGAAAACAAAUUCAGAAUAUACUAUUCAAAAUUUACGAAAUACAAUUAACUUUCAUGGAUUGGAUCCAUAUCGAUUUUCAGCAUUCAUCUCAGCUCAAUCAGGAUCAAACAGGAAUAGUAAAGGAAUCCACACAGAUGGAAGUGAUGGGGAAAAUGACGAAAUGUUUGCCAAUGGAAUAGGAUUUUACAAGGGAAAUGUUGUUUUCAUCAAAAGAAUCUAUAAAAAGAGCAUUGAUUUGACAAGAAAUGUUCGUAAAGAGCUUAUUCAGAUUCGUGAGAUGAGACAUGAAAACAUUAAUCCAUUCAUCGGAGCUUGUGUUGAUGCUCCUAAUGUGACGAUCUUGAAGCUUUACUGUGCUCGAGGUAGCCUUGAGGAUGUUCUCAAAAAUCAAGAUCUUGAUUUGGAUAACAUGUUUAUAGCCUCACUGGUUGCUGAUCUAAUUAAGGGAAUGAUUUAUCUUCAUGAUUCUUAUAUUAUAUCCCAUGGUAAUCUUAAAUCCUCCAAUUGUUUGGUUGAUUCUCGUUGGGUUUUACAAAUCACUGACUUUGGGUUGCACGAGUUUCAACAAGGACAAGAAUUUCCUCCAGAAUAUGCCGAGAAACGGGAAAGAGGUUUGCUGUGGCAAGCUCCUGAAUUAUUGCGACAAAUUAAUCCGCCAUCACGAGGUACUCAGAAGGGCGAUAUUUACUCAUUUGCUAUCAUACUAUUUGAAAUAAUCGGACGUAAAGGACCUUGGGGAAUCUCUGAAUUAUCAGUCCGUUCAAUAUUGGAUAGAGUUAAAUAUCCAAGUCAAUAUGGUGGUCACAUUUUUCGUCCUCCGCUCAAUGCUCUUCAGUGUCCUGAAUAUGUUAAAAAGUGUAUUAGAGAUUGUUGGUAUGAAGAUCCAGAAGUUAGACCAGAUUUCCGUUUUAUUAAUAUUCAAUUAAGAGAUAUGCAAGCUGGAUUAAAACCAAAUAUAUUUGACAAUAUGAUUGCAAUUAUGGAAAAGUAUGCUUACAAUUUAGAAGGUUUGGUUCAAGAAAGGACUAAUCAAUUGGUGGAAGAGAAGAAAAAGACAGAAAAUCUUCUCCUUCGUAUGUUACCAAAACCUGUUGCUGAACAAUUGAAACGUGGACAACCUGUUGAAGCUGAAAGUUUUGAUUCAGUCACCAUCUAUUUCAGUGAUGUUGUUGGAUUCACAGCUUUAUCGGCAUCAAGCACACCUCUCCAGGUCGUUGAAUUACUUAACAAUCUUUAUACGUGUUUUGAUUCUAUCAUUGGACAUUAUGAUGUGUACAAAGUAGAGACUAUUGGUGAUGCUUAUAUGGUUGUUUCAGGUUUACCAAUUCGUAAUGGUGAUCGACAUGCCGGUGAAAUUGCUUCAUUGGCUCUUCAUUUGCUCAGUGCCAUUCAAAAUUUUGAAAUACCUCACAAACCAGGAGAAAGAUUGAAAUUAAGAAUAGGAAUUCAUUCUGGUCCUUGUGUAGCUGGUGUUGUUGGACUUAAAAUGCCUCGAUAUUGUUUAUUUGGUGAUACUGUUAAUACAGCUUCAAGAAUGGAAUCAACUGGUGAAGCUCUCAAAAUCCAUGUGAGUGAAGCUUGUAAGAUUAUUUUGCAUAAACUUGGAGGUUAUAAACUCAAUGAAAGAGGAAUGACUCCAAUCAAGGGUAAAGGAGAAAUGAGAACUUAUUGGCUUUUGGGUAAAACUCGUAUUUCUCAUAAUCAUUUAUCGGCUGCUAAUACAAUUAAUGAAAUAAAUGAUUUGAAAGAAUUUUCUGAUUCAUGUUUACGUGAAACUGGUUAUCCAAGGUCUAUAAGCCCUGAUCCUUAUAACUUGAAAAUAGAUGAUAAUUGGUCAAAUAGAUGGCUAUCAGUUGAUGAUAAUUAUCAUUGUACCAAUUAUAACAACAGUCCUAAAUUUUCACUAAUUUGUAAACAAGAAGAAGGAGGAAGCGGUGAAAGUGGUAAUGGUCAUGAAAAAUUCCGUCGUAUUAACUCUUGUGCCUUGGAUGACAAACAUUACCGUAAAAACCGCUCAAACCAAUUCCACUGUCCAUCUUAUCAUCAACAUCAAAACUGGCAAAAUCAACAGCAAAUGAUUAUUCAACAGCAACAAUUGCAGCAACACUCACCUCAACAACAUCGUCUUUAUUCAAGUCAACAAAAUGCUCAGCAAACGGCUCAACAUCGCCAAUUAACGCGAAAUGUUACAACUCAUUUUGAAUCAAUCUGUUUAAAUUUACCCAGAGAAGAUCAAAGCUGGAAAGAUUUUAAAUCAUUAAAUGAAACACCCAAUGAAUCUUAUGAUCAACCUGAAUCGCCAAAAUCACCGACCAUCAUUAAUUUACAAGAAACCAACAAUUUCUUACAGUGAUAGUUUCCAUCUUAAAUAGCAAUCAUUUUUAUUAUAAUAAUUUAUACAUAAAAAUUUAUGUAGCUGGAAAGAAACUUUCCCAAUUGUAAUUUUCCCUGUUUAAUUAUUGGUAUCUAUGUUUAUAAUAAUUAAUUGAAACAAUCAGUGUACAGAAACAAAAUGACAAAAGACCAAAGAGUAAAUUUUU
Molecule: messenger RNA, 4244 nt
Organism: Tetranychus urticae (two-spotted spider mite)
Lineage: Eukaryota; Metazoa; Arthropoda; Arachnida; Trombidiformes; Tetranychidae
Product: guanylate cyclase 32E-like
Biological process (GO): receptor guanylyl cyclase signaling pathway; intracellular signal transduction; cGMP biosynthetic process
Cellular component (GO): plasma membrane
Molecular function (GO): peptide receptor activity; adenylate cyclase activity; ATP binding
Source: RefSeq, a predicted model, not a curated record